Messenger RNA from Eptesicus fuscus (big brown bat), 2174 nucleotides. It is a transcript of the gene PIP5K1A, whose product is annotated as phosphatidylinositol-4-phosphate 5-kinase type 1 alpha. Gene Ontology annotation, molecular function: phosphatidylinositol kinase activity. Lineage: Eukaryota; Metazoa; Chordata; Mammalia; Chiroptera; Vespertilionidae. Gene Ontology annotation, biological process: phosphatidylinositol metabolic process. Bases 426 to 2111 code for a protein of 561 amino acids. The record is from RefSeq and is a predicted model, not a curated record. The transcript has 16 exons.
CUGCCGGGAGUGGAACGGUGGGGCUGGGCGAUAAACAGGCUGUGGCUAGGAGUAGGGGGAGGGGGCGUUCGCUCUGCCGGGACUUCUCACGCCCCCUUAUUGCUUUAGGUGUGGUUUGGUGCGGACGCGGGGUCCCGGCAGCCAGCUGGAGCCUAUUCCCUUGUGAAAGGGGAAAGCAGCUCCCGCGGAAAGCGGUUAAAGUUGCAGAGAGGGUACGAGACGUGGAUUGUUCCCAUGCCAGCCCAGUGGUGCGGCGCUGAGCUGGUCCCGGAGCCUGCCCGACGUGUCUGAGAAAGGCCUCGGAGGGGGCGGGAAGGUGGCCGUCGGAACGCAGUUUUUGUGAAGAGACGGGAAGAUUCGACUCGGAGAAGAGAAGAGCCGGAUUGAAAGGGAGUGAGGCCGCUGAGGGGGAGGGGGCUGCCAAGAUGGCGUCGGCCUCUGGGCCGUCGGCGGCCGGGUUUUCAUCCAUGGAUCCCGGGGUUCCUUCCUGCACCUCGUCCUCAGGUUUCCACUUUCUGUGCUGUGGGGUCAGGAGUAAGAGAGCUUCUGGAAACAAGCGAGCCAUGGCAUCUGAGGUGCCUUAUGCCCCUGGCAUGUCCAUCAAGAAAAUAGGCCACAGAGGUGUUGAUUCCUCAGGAGAGACGACAUAUAAAAAGACAACCUCAUCAGCCUUGAAAGGUGCCAUUCAGUUAGGCAUUACUCACACUGUGGGGAGCCUGAGUACCAAACCAGAGCGGGAUGUCCUCAUGCAAGACUUUUACGUGGUGGAGAGUAUCUUCUUCCCCAGUGAAGGGAGUAACCUGACCCCUGCUCAUCACUACAAUGACUUUCGGUUCAAGACCUACGCACCUGUUGCUUUCCGCUACUUUCGAGAAUUAUUUGGUAUCCGGCCUGAUGAUUACUUGUAUUCCCUCUGCAGUGAGCCGCUGAUUGAACUGUGCAACUCUGGGGCCAGUGGUUCCCUCUUCUACGUGUCCAGCGAUGACGAAUUCAUCAUUAAAACAGUCCAGCAUAAAGAGGCGGAGUUUCUGCAGAAGCUGCUUCCAGGAUACUACAUGAACCUCAACCAGAACCCUCGGACUUUGCUGCCUAAAUUCUAUGGACUGUACUGUGUGCAGGCAGGUGGUAAGAAUAUUCGAAUUGUGGUAAUGAAUAACCUCUUACCACGGUCCGUCAAGAUGCAUAUCAAAUACGACCUCAAGGGCUCAACCUACAAACGGCGGGCUUCCCAAAAAGAGCGAGAGAAGCCUCUCCCCACCCUUAAAGACCUGGACUUCUUACAGGACAUCCCUGAUGGUCUCUUUUUGGAUGCUGAUAUGUACAAUGCUCUCUGUAAGACCCUGCAGCGUGACUGUUUGGUGCUGCAGAGUUUCAAGAUAAUGGACUAUAGCCUCCUGAUGUCAAUCCAUAACAUAGAUCACGCACAACGAGAACCCUCAGGCCAUGAAACACUAUACUCAAUUGAUACUCGCAAACCAGCUCCCCAAAAGGCGCUCUAUUCCACAGCCAUGGAAUCUAUCCAGGGCGAGGCUCGGCGAGGCGGCACCAUGGAGACUGAAGACAAUAUGGGUGGCAUCCCUGCCCGGAAUAGUAAAGGGGAAAGGCUGCUGCUUUAUAUCGGGAUCAUUGACAUUCUGCAGUCUUACAGGUUUGUUAAGAAAUUGGAGCACUCGUGGAAAGCACUGGUACAUGAUGGGGACACCGUAUCGGUGCAUCGCCCAGGCUUCUACGCUGAACGGUUCCAGCGCUUCAUGUGCAACACAGUGUUCAAGAAGAUCCCCUUGAAGCCCUCUCCUUCCAAAAAGUUUCGGUCUGGCUCAUCUUUCUCUCGGCGAGGAGGCCCCAGCGGCAACUCCUGCAUUACUUACCAGCCAUCGGUCUCUGGGGAACACAAGGCACAAGUGACAACAAAGGCGGAAGUGGAGCCAGGCGUCCACUUCGGUCGUCCUGAUGUUUUACCUCAGACUCCACCUUUGGAGAAAAUCAGUGAGGUCUCGACUAUUCCUGACCCCUGCUUUUCACCUGUAGUUGGAGAGACUUUGCAAAUGUUAUCUACAAGUGCAACCCUCUUGGAAAAGCUUGAAAUUGAAGAGUCAGAGUUCACCCAUUGAGCAGAAAACCUCAGAAGACCUGGAACAAGAUUCUGUCUCUCUGAUCUCAAGAUGUCAGCCAUU